This is a messenger RNA of Ictalurus furcatus (blue catfish), 3996 nucleotides long. It is a transcript of the gene kcnab2b, whose product is annotated as potassium voltage-gated channel subfamily A regulatory beta subunit 2b. Gene Ontology annotation, cellular component: juxtaparanode region of axon; cytoplasm; extrinsic component of cytoplasmic side of plasma membrane. The record is from RefSeq and is a predicted model, not a curated record. The transcript has 15 exons. NCBI's taxonomy places the organism in Eukaryota, Metazoa, Chordata, Actinopteri, Siluriformes, Ictaluridae. Gene Ontology annotation, molecular function: transmembrane transporter binding; potassium channel regulator activity; voltage-gated potassium channel activity. The coding region runs from base 978 to 2216 and encodes 412 amino acids. Gene Ontology annotation, biological process: transmembrane transport; regulation of action potential; potassium ion transport.
GUAAGUGGAGGGAAGAAGAAGUAAUAAAGGCUGAUAUUAUGCAUUUUUGUUCACUUGAGGUGAAUUUUAAUGCAGGUCAGGCUGCAUAAUCUCUUGCCAGCUGUUUAAUUCAAAAUUCUAUUCAUCUGCAACACAUAAUUACCCAGCUGAAACUCUCUACUGGAAUAAAAAAAAAACCAUAAUACAAUAAUUUGCUAAAAAAUCUCUACGAUAACAAAGCCUUAGCAUAGUAUGACUGCUGCUGCUGCCUCUUUGCACUGUACUUAAUUCUAUUUCUCUGUUGUGAUGUCAUGCCUGGCUUGUGUGUGUGUGUGUCCUUCUGGCUGCUGUAGUCUUUUUGUCAUGCAUAGGCAAUGUUGAAUAUCAAGAUGCAAACAGAUCUCAAAGAAUAGCUCGAGGUCACUCCUUCCCAAAUUCUUGCUCUCUCUAUCCAUCUGCUCUCGUGGGCUUUUUUCUUCUCUCUCAACAUAUAUUACUGAUCAGGAAACUGUGAGAAAUGAACAGUGAGUGAAAGAGAGAGUGGGAGAAAAGAGCGCAAGAUCCAUUUGGGAGAGUGGGAGUAGAGUGUAGAAAAGAGCUGAGCGGAGAGGAUCAGAGUACCCUGACUUUGUAGCGAGAGCUCAGCAGCGCGUGGAGAGUUGAAUCGUGACGUGGUAGAAUGAGGAGUUUCUUCCGAUGUGAUCAGUCUCCAGUACACGCUCAGAAGCGCUCCCUCAUGCACACAUUGUGACAUCUCUUCUAACCAAUACUGAUCUUCUGUAGAGAGCACUGGGUCAUGCCUGCCUACUGGAAAGCAAUUAUAUCUGUCUACUAUCUCUACAACUGCUUCUGUCAGCUUCUGGGCUGAAAAGGACGGGAAUUACCUGGAGAAACUUUAAAGAGGGGAAACCCCCUUAGUACCUGCUGUGAGGAGAUUUUAGGACAUCUUGAGCUCCCCCUCAUUGCGUUAAGCCUGCCCAUUGUAUUUUACCGGCACCAUGCAGGUCUCUUUUGUGUGCACAGACCACCGGGCUGUAAGCCGUAGUACAGAGGAUCGGUUGAAUCGGCAGAAUGCCAGUAGCCCCAGCCUGGGCACCAAGAAUAAGUUUCGCACUGUGGCCAUGGUGGCACGCAGCCUGGGCCAGCUCUCUGUGCAAAACCUUCCUUCAUCCAGUGAACACUACGUCCGGAACGGCAUGAAAUAUAGAAACCUUGGAAAGUCUGGCUUACGGGUGUCAUGUCUAGGGCUGGGCACAUGGGUAACCUUUGGAGGUCAAAUCACAGAUGAGAUAGCAGAGCAGUUAAUGACGCUGGCAUAUGAAAAUGGGAUCAACCUGUUUGACACAGCUGAGGUGUAUGCUGCGGGCAAGGCCGAAGUAGUUCUUGGCAGUAUCAUAAAGAAGAAAGGAUGGAGACGCUCCAGUUUGGUUAUUACCACCAAGAUCUACUGGGGUGGAAAAGCAGAAACAGAAAGAGGAUUGUCAAGAAAGCAUAUAAUAGAGGGUCUGAAAGCAUCUUUGGAGAGACUGCAGCUAGAAUAUGUUGAUGUAGUAUUUGCUAAUAGACCGGAUCCCAACACACCGAUGGAAGGAAAUCCAUUUAGCACCUCAAAAACAAGAACAUUCAUCAUAGAAGAGACGGUCCGAGCCAUGACCCAUGUGAUUAACCAAGGAAUGGCCAUGUACUGGGGCACAUCUCGCUGGAGCUCAAUGGAGAUCAUGGAAGCAUACUCGGUGGCACGGCAGUUUAACCUUAUCCCCCCAAUCUGUGAGCAGGCUGAGUACCACAUGUUCCAGAGGGAGAAAGUAGAGGUUCAGCUGCCUGAGCUUUUCCACAAGAUAGGUGUGGGUGCCAUGACAUGGUCCCCUCUGGCUUGUGGGAUAAUCUCAGGGAAGUAUGAUAGCGGCGUGCCCCCGUCCUCACGUGCCUCUCUGAAGGGCUACCAGUGGUUGAAGGACAAGAUCCUGAGUGAGGAAGGCCGGCGUCAGCAGGCGAAGCUGAAAGAGCUGCAGGCCAUCGCAGAGCGGCUCAGCUGCACGCUACCCCAGCUGGCCAUUGCGUGGUGUCUAAGGAACGAGGGAGUGAGCUCUGUGCUGCUAGGUGCAUCCAGCAGCGAUCAACUCAUGGAGAACAUAGGAGCCAUCCAGGUUCUAUCAAAGUUGUCAUCCUCAAUCAUUCAUGAGGUGGAUAGUAUUCUAGGAAACAAGCCAUACAGUAAAAAGGACUACAGGUCCUAAAGGGACGCUUUCUCUGCUGACUGUCCUUUUGCUCCUACAUCUGCUUGAGCUUUAACUGAAUGAGACUUUGGCUCAUGGGACCGGACCUGGCACAGUUGCAGUUUGUGCUGGAGAUACCAAGUCACACUAAGUCUACUGACUCAACUAAGAAGAAUUAAAUGUCUUCAGAAUUGCAAAGGGAGGAACAAUCAUCGACAAAAUCAGCUGGACCAGCUCGACAAGCAGAACGCUCCUUUAACUCACAGAGGCUCCUCUGAAAUAUGCUUUUUCCCUUUUAGGAAUGUUCUAGUAGGAUAGAUAGGAUUCCAGAGAAAGUCUGUAGGUAUUCUAUAAAUUGCAUGUGAUUCACAGGCCUAGACACAUGCUUUUUGUCCUUUCUCUUGGAAAUAUAACCAUUUUAAAAAUGCUUUUAGAAAAUAGUUAGAAUACUGUAUCAUUUCUAAGAGCAUUGGUUGUGUAUUUCAGCCACUGGUAAAUUUGUAGGGGAAUUAAACAGUGCAUUUGUGAAGGACAGUUAAGUAGAAAUUUCAUGCCUUUCACCUUUUGUUCUUCAGUGUCUCUAAAUGGAGGUGGAGGUUGGAUACUUUUCUCAUACAUAGACUAAAGCUUAACCUUAACAGCUGUAGUGAUGCCACAUCCUUUUUACAUCCAUUAGAGAUUCCUAAACUUUGGAUCAUGUGAGUAGAACAGUUUUUAAAUUAGUCAGAUUGAAAUAAAGAUUUAAGAUUAGCAUAUAACUAUCACAAUUUAUUUCUUAACUAGCUUGACAAGUAGCUCUAGUGGAAACAGCAAAAAGACUGGACAGUAACUGCAUUCUGUGUAGUUAGGAUGCAAGUGAACAUCUUAAAUAUUACUACAUGCACAUUUCUCGGAGUUCACUGAGGGAACGCCAAAGAAUUCUUAUUAUGUAUCUAUUCUCCUCUAUUUCACUCUUAUUCUUACAUAUUGGAAGCACAAAUACACCCAAAUAGGGAUGCUUAUUUAGCAGGGACAUACAAUAUAAAAAUACUCUUUUAUUAAUAUUAGGUCUAAUAUACAGAAAAAUAUUAAGUAUAAUGAAUCUUUUGUAUUAUUAAUUAAUUCCUUGUCUGAUUUGCCUUAAUGCUCAAAAUUUAAAGUAAUUUUAUGUUUUAAAUUUCUCAUUAAAUAUAUCACAUAUUUCGCAUAUGAAUUUCAAAUAUCAAAUAUUUCACAUAUGAAUAUAUCAAACAUAGAUUUAUAACAAACCUUUCUACUGUGUUUAUGGAUUGGGCUUUUUGGGACUGGUAGUGUUUAUGCUUGUCUUUUCAUUUUGAAAGAUAAGGCUGAAGCACACUUAGAAAAAUGUUUUCAUGAGGUUCUCAUUGAUUUUCUGAUUGAUUUUUACUCCAACAAUAAUGUUUACAUAUUGGAGUUGCUUGUUUUUUUUCUGGUUGAAUAUUUCAAGUUUUGUUUGUAUGGCCAGUGGCUCCCUCUGCUGAGCAGUGACGCUCUUUAAUGAAGCCAUAAACCUACAGCACCACCAAAACCACUCACCAAACAUGCAUGAAAACAGGCCCAUGUACUUGUAUGUGUACAGUCCAAAUUAAGUCCCGCACAAUAACAUCUGCUGAUUUAUUAUCACUUAAAUAUUAUACUUUUUGCAUCAUAUACCAUUAUGCGCAUCUUGUAUACAACUGAAAAGUGAAUUAGAGCUCAUUAGAGCCUCACUGUGAAGGAUCAGUUUCUAUUUUAUAUUUGACUGCUAAUAGAUUACAGUGAAGCCCAAAUUAAGUGGCUGAAGGUUAUAACCCCCCCACCU